Mya arenaria is the source of this 4545-nucleotide messenger RNA. RefSeq names its product glucose-6-phosphate isomerase-like. Gene Ontology annotation, cellular component: cytosol. NCBI's taxonomy places the organism in Eukaryota, Metazoa, Mollusca, Bivalvia, Myida, Myidae. The record is from RefSeq and is a predicted model, not a curated record. Bases 91 to 1770 code for a protein of 559 amino acids. The transcript is spliced from 17 exons. Gene Ontology annotation, molecular function: carbohydrate derivative binding; glucose-6-phosphate isomerase activity; monosaccharide binding. Gene Ontology annotation, biological process: glycolytic process; gluconeogenesis; glucose 6-phosphate metabolic process.
UUCAACCAAGCUCGCAACUGAAAAGGUGAAGGCCAUUAACGAAGGUUACUGUCGGCUUGCAAUUUAAAAUUUAUUUAUUCAACUUGCACCAUGGCUUCGUUCGUAAGACCAGGUUUAACGUCUGAAAAAGCUUGGAAUAAUCUUCAGAAUUAUUUCAAUAAAGAUGGCAAAUCGAUCAAUAUGCUAGAGUUGUUUAAAUCGGACCCCUCAAGAUUUGACAAGUUCAGUGUAAAAGUAGAAGGCCCAGAUGGGAAGUUGCUCCUGGAUUAUUCCAAAAAUCUCAUCAAUGAAGAUGUUAUGAAACUUCUCUUUGAAUUAUGUCGAGAACGAAAGGUUGAGGAGAUGAGGUCAGCCAUGUUCACUGGAGAGAAGAUAAACUUUACAGAAGGUCGGUCCGUGCUCCACAUCGCCCUCCGGAACCGAUCCAGCACUCCAAUACUUGUUGAUGGAAAGGAUGUGAUGCCAGAUGUGAACCAGGUCCUACAGCACAUGCGAGAAUUCUGUUCUGCAGUCCAAUCAGGAACCUGGAAGGGAUUCACUGGCAAGAAGAUAUGCAACGUCGUAAACAUCGGUAUCGGAGGAUCUGAUCUGGGUCCGGUGAUGGUGACAGAGGCCUUGCAGCCAUACCAGUGCGGCCCCAACGUCCACUUUGUCUCCAACAUUGACGGCACACACAUGGCCAAAACUCUCCUUAAUCUUAACCCAGAGACCACACUCUUCAUCAUCGCUUCAAAGACCUUCACGACCCAGGAGACGAUAACCAACGCCAACUCUGCCAAAGCCUGGCUGCUGGAGGCUGCCAAAGGAGAUGCUAGUGCAGUUGCAAAACACUUUGUGGCCCUCUCUACAAAUGGUCCCAAAUGUAAGGAAUUUGGAAUAAAGGAAGAAAACAUGUUUGAGUUUUGGGAUUGGGUCGGGGGCCGAUACUCCUUGUGGUCUGCUAUCGGUCUCUCCGUCGCCCUUUUCAUCGGCAUGGACAACUUUGAGCAGCUGCUGGCGGGAGGCCAUUUCAUGGAUCAGCACUUCGUCACAGCUCCCCUGGAACAAAAUUUACCUGUGAUCCUGGCGGUGCUGGGCAUCUGGUACAGCAACUUCUAUGGGGCUGAAACCCACUGCCUCCUGCCGUACGACCAGUACCUGCACCGGUUUGCAGCAUACUUCCAGCAGGGAGACAUGGAGAGUAACGGGAAAUACGUUACACGGAGUGGCCAGACAGUCAACUACAAGACUGGGCCCAUCGUGUGGGGCGAGCCAGGAACCAACGGACAACACGCUUUCUACCAGCUUAUCCACCAGGGAACUCGACUGGUUCCCUGUGACUUCCUGGUCCCUGUAGAGACCCACAACCCCAUCCAGGGAGGCCUGCACCAUGAGAUCCUGCUUGCAAACUUCCUGGCUCAGACGGAGGCCCUGAUGAAGGGCAAGUCAGAAGACGUGGCCCGGGCAGAACUUGAGGCUGCUAAAAUGUCACCAGAUGACAUAAAGGCCAUACUGCCACAUAAAGUAUUCCAAGGCAACAGGCCCAGUAACUCUAUAGUUGUACAAAAAGUGACUCCAUUUACAUUAGGAUCCCUUAUAGCGAUGUAUGAACACAAGAUAUUUGUACAGGGAGUCAUCUGGGAUAUCAACUCCUAUGACCAAUGGGGUGUUGAGCUGGGUAAACAGCUGGCAAAGGUGAUCCAGCCAGAGUUGCGAGGCUCUGAUCCCGUCACCUCUCACGACUCUUCCACCAACGGACUCAUCAACUUCUUCAAGGCGAACAGGAAGUAAAUGUGCGGGUGUGCAUUUAUCGUGGGAUGACUUGGAUGGACAAUUUUUCUGGAAUACAGCGUGGCAGUGAAUGUUUAAAGCACACAGAUGAAUGAUAGAGCGAACAUUUCUUUUACAUUAUGGCAACUACUGUCACCAAAUAAAAUAUGCAUAGUAUUCAAUCGACUUAACAUUAAUUUUGUGUCCUAAUAUUGUUCUAAAUUCAGCAAAGAAAAACACCUUAAAACAAACGUUGACAAGGCAUUGAUGUAAAGAAUGUAUAUCUUCCACUAAUUAUGAUAUGAAAAUAUUCUUAAGCAUUUUUUAUAUACUAACCAGAAGUAGCUUGAAUAAAACAAACAUUUUAUGAUACAACUUUUCUGUUAGUUGUAUUCAAGUGUUGAUAUUUGCAAUUAUUUUUGACAGUUUGUAUAAACAUGGCAAGUGUUAUUGGUGCAUAUUUAAAGUUCUUUGUUUGUGUUAUUUUCUUGCUGUGUCAGAUGUACAUGUAUGUUGUUAUUGUAGCUAAUUUAUUAUUGUUUCUCCAUUUAUCCAACAUUGUAUAAUUACAAGAAAUAGUUUAUCCCAAACCUAGAGUGAAGUAAUAUCGUGUUUCAUGAUGGGAAUCAUUCUGUAAAAUGACAUGUUCAUACUGUUGCUAAGUACAUGAAACUUUCUUGACUUGGUCCCUUUUUUGUUUAAUUUGCUAACCUGCAGCCAAGUGUAUAAAACUGGUUAUUUCUUUGAUUUGGUUAAAUUUGGCCAAAUUAUUUAUUGAUUGGUCAAUAUUUAUCAAAUGAUUACUGAGGACCAAUCACUAUGCUUGUAUGUGCAAACUAGCCAAAAGAUAAACUGUGCAUAACUUAUCCAGUUUUAUACAAUUGGCAACUGAUCUCUAGUCUUCUUGAUAUUAAUAUACUAUUUGAAAAUAUAAAUAUGUUUUCUCAACUUGUCUAACCAGUAUUUAACCAGAUUUACAAGUAGUUUCAUACAUGAAGUUUAGUUAGUUUAUAUUAAUUACUUUUGCUUGAUUGUGGGAAGUUACAAGAUACAAGCUUUUCCAUGUAUUUUGUGAUGAUGUUCCCCAUAGGGAGAGCAUAUAUCUGCCGCAUCAGUGUCAACCUUCGCCGGCUGUUCACCGAGCUGCAUGCUCCCCAAACGGCCGCAUAUAGUUGUCCAUCUGUCUGUCACACCCUUGUCAAAGAAUAACUUAAAAACUACUGAUAGGAUUGAAACAAAACUUGGGAUAUAGAUAAAUGGCAAUGAGAGGAAGCAUAGUGCACAAGAACCAUAAUCCUUACAUGCAUAUUUAUUCAGUUAUCUCCCCUUAACCAUUUUUUUCAUAAUUGGUGCUUGUCUUAGCCAAAACUUCAAUGCUACUGAUGGCAUUGAAAUAAAACUAGGUAUGUAGAUAUAUGGUAAUGAGAGGAAGUGCAGUGCAUGGAAACCAUAAUCAUAUCAUGCAUUUAUUUAGUAAAUUUAUUUAUCUGCUAUUAACCAUUUUUCAUAUUUGGUGCUUGCACAGUCCUGUCCAGAGCUAUUGAUGGGAUUUAAAUAAAACUUGGUAUAUAGAUAGUUGGCAAUGAGUGGAUUGCAUGUUUUUAAGUUAUCUCCCCUUUUCCUGAUUUUUUUUCUCAAAAAUUAUUUCUUGUUCGGUCCAUAUGUUGGAAAAUACUAAAUGGGAUUAAAAUGAAACUUAGAGUGUAGAUAGAUGAAAAUGAGAGUAAGUGCAUUACCCAAGAACCAUAAUCCUGCCUUGCAUUUUUUAGUUAUAUCUCCUGAACCUCCCCUUAUCUGACAACUUAUAAAAUCGGAGUUGGCUGGGUCUACAUCUUGGGUUUUGUAAAUUUAAGUUGCUGCUUUUUAAAUUCAUUUUUUGAAAUUUAAUUUAAAAUCUUAUUCUUAAAUCUGCCCCCAUCUUUCCAUGUGAUAGUUUUUUGUGUACUUGUGUAUAAUGAUGCUACAACCAUUUACAUUCUACCAGCACAUUAUAAAACAUUUUCUGCCUUUUCCUAGAAAAUGGGCUUAUGGGGAGCAGCCAUUGCUUCCACCAAUAUUUUUGUUUUUAAUAAUUUAUUGUAUUGCAUUGUUAUAAUCAAGAUAACAUAUACACAUGUCUUACAAAUUUUAUUGAUGCAUUAUUACUCCCAAAUAAGAUUCACCACAAUUUAUACAAUGGUUUUAAUAUGUCAAAAAGGAUGAAUAACAAUGGUUCUUAUAAAGGAUACCAUUUUUAAUUUGAAUGAAACACGGUAAUUCUAACUUAUGAGAUGAAAGUAGAUCACAGAAAAUCUUUUAGCACUCACCAAUCAUAUAAUAUGUUUGCGUUUCAGCUAUUAAAUACACGGUUAAAUAUUGUUAUCAGAAAUAAGUAUUUUCCAUAAAUGCAUUAUUUAAGAAGAAGUAAAGGUUUAUCACUCAAAAUUUAUGUUUGUUUACAUGUGUAUGUAUUGAGUGUGACUUUAAAAUGCUUUCUUGUCUAGUGCUUAAGCUUUUAAUUCAGUUUUAUAUUAAUAACCACAUAAAAUUAUUUCCAGCUCAGUUUUACCUUUCCUAAUCUGGGAUCACUGGUCUGCGUGUUGUAGAUUUGGUUAAUCUAGGGCAAGGAAGAAAGGUUGAGGAGCCUUAUAUUCAUAUUUUAAAUAAAUUAUGCAACAUUUUCAUGUCUGUUGUAAGUAUUCUUUUGUAUUAAGAUUAAGCCCAAUACCAAAUGACAUCUUUCUUGACUUAUACAUGUUGAACACCAUGACUAGUUGAUAUAUAUUGUUACAGAUAGCUAUUAAAUUAAGAACAGUG